CCCAGUUAAGUUAUACCGAAUAACAAGACAUUGACCCUAAACAUUUGCAAUUCAUUGUAUGAAAACUUUAGUACACUGUUACCAUGCCAUGCAUUAUACAGUUGAUAAUUAUUAGAUGCUGAACGACGCACUAAGAAUACAACGACCUCUAGCUUGGCGAGCUGGUUGCAAUAGCCUACUGGCUGCGUUUGGAACACAAGUCGAAGCCCCCAAGAUCGACCGUCAAGCCGUGUCGUUUAUUGAAGCCUGACUGAUUAGCUAGCUUGAGAAUUAUAUAGUGCUUUACAGUAGGCAACUGGCGUCGUUACUCGUUACUCUGUCAGCAGGGCAAAUCCGAAAGAAAUUUGUUUUUCCUUCUAUAGUUUGUUUUUGGUUUGAUACCCGUUUUUAUUUCCCGGAUGGUAUUGGGUGUACCUGCAUGGUGGGCUUGCGGGAAAUUCUGAACUCUGUCUCUUUGGGAGAGGGACCUGGACGCCCGAACAAAAAAACAGACAUGGAAUCAGUCAAAUUUGGACUCUCUUUCCGCUGUUAUUUGGAUACCCCGCUAACAAUACUUCCCAUUUACCUGGCAUUGUCAACAGUCAAAGCGGCCGCGAUGGUUACCCUGGAGACAGAUUGCCCCCUGGGCCACUUCCCCUGUGGCAAUCUGAGUGCGUGCGUGGCGCAGGAGCGGCACUGCGAUGGCCAGCCCAACUGCCCAAAUGGGGCCGACGAGGAGAGCUGUGAAGGCGGGAGUGCUUGUCCCGCUUGAAUGCCAAUUGCCCUGAAAUUCUCUGCAGGGGACAACAGCGGAUGGGCGGACCUUUUUGACCAGACUAUCAAGAGGCUUGACCCGCAGUAUGUCCCCAGCCACUGCUUUCUGCAGCAGUUCCCAGACGGCUGCGCGUGCGCCAAAACCGAGCUGCAGUGCGUCCAAAUGAAUCUGACCGCGGUGCCUCAGGUGUCGAGGAACGUGACUUCCCUCUCCCUUAAGGGCAAUAAAAUCGAAAAGCUCCCUGAAGACGCCUUCAUCAAGUACACUGAUCUUCAGAGACUGUUUCUCCAGAACAACUGCAUUCGGACCCUGUCCAGUCGUGCCUUCAGGGGACUGUACAAGCUGCAGAAACUGGUACUCAGCCAGAACUGCAUCACGUUGUUAAGUUCCGAUAUGUUCAGAGAUCUCCACAGAUUGGACUGGCUAAUCCUGGAUGAUAACCCACUGAAGAGCGUCUCUAAGGACACAUUCACCGGUCUCAAGAGUUUGUUCUUCCUGUCCAUGGUCAGCAGCUCCCUACAGAAGCUUCCCCAGGAGAGCCUCUGCUACCACAUGCCCUCGCUCAGCUGGGUGGACUUCGAUCGAAACCAGAUCCGGAGCCUGAACUUCUCCACGCUGACGACGUGCGACAACCUCACGGUGCUAUCACUGCGUGCCAAUCGAAUUACAUCACUUCCAGAAAAUGCAUUUCAGUCCCUAAGGAUUCUGCAGGAACUAGACUUGUCAGGCAACAGGAUCAGAGCACUGCCAUACAAAAUCUUCAAGGAUUUGAAGUCUCUCAAAAUACUAAAUGUGUCCAACAAUCCAUUGGGCCAUGUCCACCAAGGUCAGUUCGAUCACCUCGUCCAGCUUCAGUCCUUAGGCUUGGAGGGUAUCGACAUCCCGGACAUUCAGAUGCAAAUGUUCCUGCCGAUGAGGAACCUCUCCUUCAUAUAUUUCAAGAAGUUCCAGUACUGCUCCUACGCCCCGCACGUCCGUAAAUGCAGGCCCAACUCGGACGGGAUCUCGUCCUUCGAGGACCUGCUGGCCAACGUGGUCCUGCGGGUGUCGGUGUGGGUGAUGGCCUUCAUCACCUGCUCCGGGAACCUCUUCGUCAUCGGCAUGCGCACGGUCAUACGAGCCGAGAACAGCCUCCACGCCCUCUGCAUCAAGGUUCUGUGCUGUGCGGACGGCCUGAUGGGGGUGUACCUGUUGUUCGUGGGCGUGUUCGACGUGAAGUUCCGGGGCGAGUACAACCGGAACGCGCAGGCGUGGAUGGAGAGCGUGGAGUGCCGCACGCUGGGCUUCCUGGCCAUGCUCUCCUCCGAGGUGUCGGUGCUGCUGCUCACCUACCUGACGCUGGAGAAGUUCCUGGUCAUCGUCUUCCCCUUCAGCCACCUGCGGCCGGGGCGGCGCCAGACGGUGGCGGUGCUGGCGGCCGUCUGGCUACUGGGCCUCUCCAUCGCCGCCGCGCCGCUGCUCAGCGACGACCUCUUCGGCAACUACUACGGCCGCAACGGCGUCUGCUUCCCGCUGCACUCCGAGCUGGGCGAGAAGCCCGCUGCCAGGGGCUACACCACGGGCAUAUUCCUGGGUGAGCCCCCCCCCCCCCCUCCCCUCCACCCCCUGCACUCCAAGCUGGGCGAGAAGCCCGCUGCCAGGGGCUACACUACGGGCAUAUUCCUGGGUCUGAACCUGGCGGCCUUCCUGGUCAUCGUGCUGGCCUACUCCAGCAUGUUCUACUCCGUCUACAAGACGGGCGUCAACGCCACCGACCUGCGCAGCCGGCUGCGCAAGGACGUGGCCGUGGCCAACCGCUUCUUCUUCAUCGUGUUCUCCGACGCCCUCUGCUGGCUGCCCAUCUUCCUGGUGAAGACGCUGUCCCUGCUGGAGGUGGAGAUCCCAGGGACCAUAACCUCCUGGGUGGUGAUCUUCAUCCUGCCCAUUAACAGUGCCUUGAACCCCAUCCUCUACACCCUGACCACCAGCUUCUUCCGCGAGCAGGGGGAGCAGCUGCUCUGCCACUGGCAGAGGCACACGGUCCUGAAGAAGGAGCGCAAGAGCCUGAGCAGCUCGGUCAUCUACGUGGAGGCCUCCCGCCAAAACUUCUACCACCGGGGCUACGUGCCCACAGUACCCAUCCCGGAAGUGGACCCCAAGUGGACAUGAAGCAGGAGGGUGGAGAGAGAGAGAGAGAGAGAGAGAGAGGGAGAGAGAGGGGGAAGGAAGGAGGGAGGGAGAGAGAGAGAGCGAGAGAGAGAGAGACAGAGAGAGAGAGAAACACCCUUUCUGUAAUACUGGUUAGAAAAGAAGCGGAACUCUGGAGGUGCUAUCUGAAUGAGCAGGCACAUCUUAUAACUGUGACCUGCAACACCCUCUUGUAUUUGGUGCCUCGCUGCCUAACCCACCCCCCGCAGACCCAGAAGGACUGAGACACUUCCUUAGGAACAAGGGCUGUGAUAGGGCUGUGUAUGAACGCAUGUGUACAGGCAGUCCCCGGGUUACAAACCAGAUCCGUUCCUAAGUCUGUCUUUAAGUCAAAUUUGUGGGUCAGUCAGAACAGGUACAUACGGUUUUUAUUUAGUGUCAGUUAGUCAAAUGUUUGUCUCAGUAUAUAGUAUAUAUUUUACUAUAUAUACUAUAUAUAAGCCGCGCCAUGUUUUCUUGAGCGUCACAAGGCAGUGUGUGCGUUCGUUAUUACGAACCAUUGUAUUUAACUCAAAUUUUUAAUAUAAUUGGUUCGAACAUUCUCAACCCAGGGACUGCCUGUAUAUGAAUACGUGUAUGUAGAGCAGCUACGUUCAAGAAGCUGCCAUUUUCUAGUGCAGGAUACCUUUAGGGGACGCAGUCAGCGGGAGUUCACACUUAGGGUCUCGUGUCUUCUCCCAUUUCAGUUUUGGGACCGAGCCGGGGGG
Anguilla anguilla (European eel) is the source of this 3648-nucleotide messenger RNA. RefSeq names its product relaxin family peptide receptor 2b (gene rxfp2b). The record is from RefSeq and is a predicted model, not a curated record. Gene Ontology annotation, biological process: G protein-coupled receptor signaling pathway. Bases 752 to 2902 code for a protein of 716 amino acids. Gene Ontology annotation, cellular component: membrane. The transcript has 18 exons. NCBI's taxonomy places the organism in Eukaryota, Metazoa, Chordata, Actinopteri, Anguilliformes, Anguillidae. Gene Ontology annotation, molecular function: protein binding; G protein-coupled receptor activity.